AUGGGCCGCCUAUACGACGAGCUUCGAAUCACAGACACUGUCGAAAUAAGACUCGUGACCUUGGAGGGAAUCGACGAAGUAACCGAUCGGGUAGUUUGCCGUCUCGAUACCGUGCCUUUGAGCGAUUCUCUAAAGUACCGCGCUUUGUCCUACUGUUGGGGAGAUGCAGAACCGCCUGCGUUGGUCGAGUGCAACGGAUUUCAGCUCAGAGUGACUGAAAACUUGACUGCUGCCCUGAAAUGCUUGCUUCGCAACCGCAAUGGCAAGCCACUUAGCGAUUUUCUCACCUUUUGGAUUGACGCCAUUUGUAUCAACCAAGAGAAUAUUAUGGAGCGGGCCCACCAAGUUACCUUGAUGGGUAAUAUCUAUCGCCAGGCAAAAGAGGUUGUCGUUUGGCUUGGACCAGCGGCUGAUCACAGCGACCUGGCUUUUCGUGCUUGUCAACGACUAUACGAUGAGGAUUUGAGGCGCAAAACGGGAUUGUCCUCGGCCAAAGAGAUGAAGUACAAAGUGGCAAAAGGGGUCCGCUGGAGCUCUAUGGAGUCGUAUGCUCACAUCAUCUACGAUGAGAAGGGACGACUCAGCAGUAGAGCAAUCACAGCUUAUAUCCGGGAACUUGACGCAAUCCAUGCCAUCCUCAGACGUCCCUGGUGGACCAGGGUGUGGAUCAUCCAAGAGAUAACUCUGGCGCGAGAGCUAGUCGUUCUUUGUGGCCAUGACAGCAUCAGCUGGCACACUCUUGAUGUUGGCAUUAAUGCUUGUAUGCAACGGCCCUUUUCAGCUGAUUUCUUAGCCCUGGCAACUGUACAUUACGCCAACAUGCUUUUCCAGAUUCGACAUGCGGUUAUCUACAGCAAAGGUGCUGUGACGCAGCCGACGUACUCUCUCACGCAUCUUCUUGGCAGAUUCAGGUGGUCGAAGGCGACAAAUGCUCGCGAUAAGAUUUAUGGCUUACUAGGACUAGUAGCCGCUGGACGAGAUGGCCCACUGACUAAUCUGAGCUACUCUCAAGAUGUCGAGAAAUGUUAUCGAGACGCCAUCAUUGACAUUAUCAAAUCUAGUGGAACUCUAGAUAUACUCCAGCUAUCACGAAAACCUCCUAGUCUCGGAACUGUUUCUGCUCAGAACACGUUGGAUCUACCUUCUUGGGUUCCAUUUCUGCAACUAGACGCAGAUGAUGUUGAUCCGGCAGUUGAUCUGUCAAAGUUGGGUGCCGUUGGCGUGCAAUCCUGGCCCGACAUUGACAAGCUUUGUUCCGCGGAAAACCCUUGGAAUAAACAAUGGCGUUCACUAUGCUUCUCAGCAAGCGGCGAUAGCAGAAUUGCUCGAGAUGAUGUGGAGAGCAAAGAAGACAACGUCCUGGUCAUCAGAGGGUUUGUAUUCGAUAAGGUACAAACCAUGGGAGAAGCGCAAACGGGCAUCAAAGCACAGGGAAAUCCACUUUUGCACCAGCAGUACCUCCAUAUUAGAAGAGCAACGGUCGAGGCAGAGAAUAUUCGCUUCGCAGUGAAGGCAGCAAGAUCUCUGCUCAAGGCAUCCACUCGCCGAGAAUGCGUCGACGUAUUCCAGGAGCAAUUCCAUCAUGUCUGCAAAACGCUCGCAGAAAACAACAUUGUUAAGACUGUAUGGCAGGCUUCUUGGACAGGAUUGGGAGGAAAUUUCCAUAAUUUCUGCCAAUUUGGCCAGGAAAAGUUGCGCAUAACGGAAUGGAAAAGACUUGCAUUAUCCCAGCAAGGUGCUUAUCCGACGGAGGAAACACCAAUGCAAGCAUUUGUUGGCACAAUGUACGAAGGCGGACUUGGAACUGAUCCUGAAGAGAUGAUGAAACAGUACGAAGUUGAGUUGAGGAGAGUUUUGAGCAAAGUUGAGACUUUGGACCGUGGCUAUCUUGUCAGGCGCCUGAGGCCACAGAGCAGACUCCGGCAUGUCCUAGCAGGUCUCAUAUGUUGCAUUUCAACUUUGUUCAAGAUUGAAGAAAUAGAUUUCAUUGGGCAAGCGAUGUACAAGUGCUUCAGCAUCACGAAGCAGGGCUAUUUCGCACUGGUACCGCCCGAGACACGAGAAGGAGAUUCGAUUGCACUUUUGAAAGGUGGACAGGUCCCUUUCGUACUUCGACAUACAUUGAAGUCUGGCAUCGCGGGCUGGGAGCUCAUAGGUCCAUGUUAUGUACAUGGAAUCAUGCACGGUGAGCAAUGGGACGAGGGGCAAUGUCAGCCUAUGCGAUUGGUGUAG
Molecule: messenger RNA, 2232 nt
Organism: Pestalotiopsis fici W106-1
Lineage: Eukaryota; Fungi; Ascomycota; Sordariomycetes; Amphisphaeriales; Sporocadaceae
Exons: 2
Coding region: 1-2232 (743 amino acids)
Source: RefSeq, a predicted model, not a curated record